Molecule: messenger RNA, 1660 nt
Organism: Eruca vesicaria subsp. sativa (arugula)
Lineage: Eukaryota; Viridiplantae; Streptophyta; Magnoliopsida; Brassicales; Brassicaceae
Source: the annotation of a GenBank genome assembly
CGUUAAAGUACAAAAGAUCUCAGACUCUUUUGCUAUAUAUAAUUUACUAGUAUUGGUUUUGUAUCGAAACAUCAUUCUACGUACUAGUCGUCACCGAUGACUUUACACAUAAUUGAGGUUGCCCGAGUCACCCCAGCCACCGACUCAGACUCGGUCCUCAACUCACUCAAGAUCCCCUUGACGUUCUUCGACCUACCAUGGCUACUAUUCAGCCCAGUGAAGCGAGUCUUCUUCUACAGAGUCACCGAGUCGACACGUGAGCAUUUCAACUCCUUCAUCCUCCCUAAACUCAAACUCUCCCUGUCCCUCGUCCUCCGCAACUAUCUCCCCCUCGCGGGCCGCGUAACAUGGGCCCCAAACGAGCCCAAGCCCAGCAUCGUCGUCUCCCCAAACGACGCAGUUUCAUUAACAAUAGCCGAGACCGAAGCCGAUUUUUCUCUUCUCUCCGGUUAUGAACAACGUCCCGUUUCCGAGUUACACAACCUGCUCCCUGAGUUACCGGUUACCGAUGAGUCAGCAACAGUUCUCUCUCUUCAAAUCACUUUGUUUCCGAACCACGGAUUCUCCAUCGGCGUCGUAACACACCACGCCGUUUUAGACGGAAAAACGUCAAGCACUUUCGUCAAAGCUUGGGCUCACACCUGCAAACAACAACACCUCGAGAAAACAAUCUCUUCUCUACCGGAGAAUCUAACUCCCUCUUACGAUCGGUCGUUGAUCAACGGCGUCGUCACCGGAGUCGACGAGAAGAUGAUCGAAAUGCUGAGAUCUCUCAAAGGAGACGCAACAAACACCAGCAGAAGCUUAACUCCGUUUCCCGCCAAAACACUCGGAGACGACGUCGUUCUCGCCACGCUCGUCCUCUCCGGCGACGACAUCGAGAAACUCAAGGAGCGAGUCGAGAGAGAGUCAACGACCCCGAGUCAUCUCCUCCACCUGUCGACGUUCGUCGUCGCCUUCGCGUACGCGUGGACGUGCUUCGUGAAGGCGCGCGGAGGAAGCGAGGAGAGAUCGGUGAGUCUCCUCUUCGUCGGAGAUUUCAGACACCGGCUGGAUCCGCCGCUCUCGGCGGGGUAUUUCGGGAACUGCGUGGUUCCGGCGGGUAGUUACGACCACGAGGCGGCGGAGAUGUCGAGUUUCGUUACGGCGGUUGAGAUUUUAAGCGGUUUGGUGAGGGGGUUGGGUUCGCGGGGGAUAGAGACGGUUACGGAGGCGUUCGCGGAAGCGUUUCGUUACGUGGAAGGGAGCACGCAGUUCGGGACUGUGGCCGGGUCGACCCGGUUAAAAGUUUAUGAGUCGGAUUUCGGGUGGGGAAGACCCGUUAAGGUUGAUAUUGUUUCGAUUGACCAAGGGGAAGCGAUUGGGAUGGCAGAGGGGCGUGACCAAUCAGGUGGCGUGGAGAUUGGAAUGUGUUUGAAAAAGACUGAAAUGGACAUUUUCGUUUCCAUUUUCAACAAUGGUCUAGAAAAUUAAAACUUUUUUCUAGAAAGAAAUUGAGUUUUUAAUUGUAUUAGUGUUUAUUCCUUAUGGAAGAAGCAACUGAUACUCGGUAAUCAAAAUAAUAAUUUUCUUUUUGUUACAAUAGAGGAUGAUUCAUCAUCAUCACCUAGACUUAUGUGUUCUCUCUGGUAUCGAACUUAUUAUUGAAGAUGAUUGUAGU